Messenger RNA from Drosophila obscura, 959 nucleotides. RefSeq names its product probable peptidyl-tRNA hydrolase 2. Bases 101 to 649 code for a protein of 182 amino acids. Gene Ontology annotation, molecular function: peptidyl-tRNA hydrolase activity. Gene Ontology annotation, cellular component: cytosol; mitochondrion. Lineage: Eukaryota; Metazoa; Arthropoda; Insecta; Diptera; Drosophilidae. The transcript is spliced from 2 exons. The record is from RefSeq and is a predicted model, not a curated record.
UUUGGGCAAAAAUUUACAGGCGGUCACACUGGUGAGCGCCACACUUUGCGUUUUUUUGCGAAAUAAAUUUUAAAGAAGCCUGCCUGAGAUACAAAGCGAAAUGGGUGAUAAACUGCUGGACACUUCACAAAUCAUCAAUGGAAUGGCUGUGAUGAUAUCAUUUUUCGUGGGCUACCGCUACGCCAUCAAGCGCGGCGAGUCCAAGGAGACGGACGAAGGAGCAGCGGCUGCGACCGGUAGCACGAGCACACAGGAGGCUGCUGCCGUAUCCGACAGGAACUAUGGUGGCAUCAACGAGAACUUCAAAAUGGUUCUGGUCGUGCGGAACGACCUGAAGAUGGGCAAGGGCAAGAUUGCCGCUCAAUGUGGCCAUGGGGCGGUGGGCGCCUACCAAAACGCGGUGACGCGGAUACCGCGUCUGUUGCGCGCCUGGGAGAACUGCGGCUGUGCCAAAAUAGCCGUGCGCGUGGAGAGCGAGGCAGAGCUGAUGGCCAUCAAGAAGGCUGCUGAACGGCAGCAGCUGAACACGUGCCUUAUACGCGACGCCGGUCGCACCCAGAUCGAGCCCAACUCCAAGACCGUGCUGGCCGUGGGCCCAGCUGCGGCAGCCGAUAUCGAUCGUGUCACCGGGCACCUGAAGCUCUUGUAAAGAGUCUGCACCACCGCAUUGGAAUACUCGCAGGGCCAUAGCGAACACACAACACACCACACCACACACUUAUGUGCGCGCACCUCAAACGAAACAAAAAAAAAAAACACAAAAAGCAAUAUGGGUCAGGGCGUGUGGGGUGGUGGAAUGGCGACAAUGGGUGGUAUGGUACGCCUCGCCUCGCCUCCUCCAUUACGACGAUACGAUACGAUGACGCUGACGACUGUGAAAUGCAAGUUAAUCUAAGAAUAAAAUUAAAAAUUUACUUAUUAAAUGAUCUGUAACGCGGCUUCCGUUUGCAAUGCUCCGA